Messenger RNA from Varanus komodoensis (Komodo dragon), 1759 nucleotides. RefSeq names its product hepatocyte nuclear factor 4-beta-like. Lineage: Eukaryota; Metazoa; Chordata; Lepidosauria; Squamata; Varanidae. The record is from RefSeq and is a predicted model, not a curated record. Gene Ontology annotation, cellular component: nucleus. Gene Ontology annotation, molecular function: nuclear steroid receptor activity; RNA polymerase II cis-regulatory region sequence-specific DNA binding; nuclear receptor activity. Gene Ontology annotation, biological process: anatomical structure development; cell differentiation; positive regulation of transcription by RNA polymerase II. The coding region runs from base 92 to 1474 and encodes 460 amino acids. The transcript has 10 exons.
GGUGGUAGUCAAACCUACUAUGCUGGAAACCCUCAGCUGUGAUUGACUGCAGGGUUGUGGGGGCCCUGCCCUGUCUCUGUUGACAGUAAGAAUGAGGAUUUGUCAAACCCUAAUGGACAUGGAAAUGCCAGAUUACGCCGAGUCCCUCGACUCCUCGUAUACCAUGCUGGAGUUUGAAAAUCUGAGGGUGCUGCCCACAAAUUCAUCAGAUGCCGUUGUUUCCGAUUCAGGCAACAGCAGCCUGCUGGUAAACGGGAUCAAUUCCUUAUGUGCCAUCUGUGGCGACCGUGCGACCGGGAAGCAUUACGGGGCUUCCAGCUGUGAUGGCUGCAAAGGGUUCUUCCGAAGGAGCGUCCGCAAGAAUCACGUUUAUUCAUGCAGGUUCAGCCGGCAGUGCGUGAUAGACAAAGACAAGAGGAACCAGUGUCGAUACUGCCGGCUGAAGAAAUGUUUCCGGGCAGGAAUGAAGAAAGAAGCCGUUCAAAAUGAGCGGGACAGGAUCAGCAUCCGCAGAAGCAGCUAUGAAGACAACGGAGCCCUCUCCAUCACCAUAUUGACCCAGGCGGAGGCGAUGGCACAACAGUAUUCGGCUCUCCGUCCAGUGCACAGCGCUGACCUUGCAAUGAAAAAAAUCGCGACCAUCAACGAUGUGUGUGAGUCAAUGAAGCAGCAGCUCUUAGUCCUCGUCGAGUGGGCAAAAUACAUCCCGGCAUUCUGCGAACUUCCGCUGGACGACCAGGUUGCCUUGCUAAGAGCCCACGCUGGAGAACACUUACUCUUGGGAGUUGCAAAGCGUUCUAUCCCAUACACCGAUUUUCUGUUAUUAGGAAAUGACUUCAUCAUCCCAAUGCAAUGCCCGGAACUGGAGAUUGCCCGUGUGGCUACCAGGAUCUUGGAUGAGCUAGUGAAGCCCUUACGAGAAAUCCAGAUUGAUGAUAAUGAGUAUGCCUGCCUCAAAGCCAUUGUGUUCUUUGAUCCAGAUUGCAAAGGCCUGAGUGAGCCUGGGAAGGUGAAGAACAUGCGUUUCCAGGUGCAGGUGAACCUGGAGGACUACAUCAAUGACCGGCAGUACGACUCGCGAGGGCGAUUCAGCGACAUUCUCCUCCUCCUCCCUCCUCUGCAAAGUAUCACGUGGCAGAUGAUCGAGCAGGUCCAGUUUAUGAAGCUCUUUGGUGUGGCGAGGAUAGACAGCUUGCUGCAAGAGAUGCUCCUGGGAGGAAGCACCAUUGAUGUUCCACAGUACCAGUCCGGACCGUCCAGCCUAAACAUAGAACCACUUUCAGGUCACAUUGGGCUGCCCAGCAACAUGGCUUCUGUAAUCCACGCCGUUUCAGUCUCUUCUCCUGAAACGUCCCUUCCUUCUCCUUCCACCAGUACAGGAAGUGAAGAUUACAAGCUAGGCCUGACACCCGGCUCUGAAGUGCCUACCACACUUUUGCCUCAGGUAGUGGUACCCAAGCAGGAGAUCUUAUAAAGCAAGCCAGCAAGCUGAAGAAAUCAAACCUUAACCUUUCGAGUUUUCUCAAGUCCAGCAAGCCUCGUUCCCACAUGGCAGUCGACACCUGCAGGCUGGUAGAACCGGCAAAAUCUCAUCUACAAAAUCUUGGAGAACCGUCCAACCAACAGAAUGAUGGCUAUUGGAUGAAUUGAUAAGAACUUACCUGCCGACACUGUCCUUACGCUGUCCUUUCCUCACUUAGCAUUCUAGGGUGUCUGACCCCAUCAUUUGUCUGACCGAUAAACUGCUAUUCAAGUUGCA